Molecule: messenger RNA, 798 nt
Organism: Bipolaris zeicola 26-R-13
Lineage: Eukaryota; Fungi; Ascomycota; Dothideomycetes; Pleosporales; Pleosporaceae
Exons: 2
Coding region: 1-798 (265 amino acids)
Biological process (GO): peptidyl-proline hydroxylation to 4-hydroxy-L-proline
Cellular component (GO): endoplasmic reticulum
Molecular function (GO): iron ion binding; L-ascorbic acid binding; procollagen-proline 4-dioxygenase activity
Source: RefSeq, a predicted model, not a curated record
AUGGCUACCACUAGCAAACUGCCUUCACCCCCACCCCCAUCUUCUACACUACCUCCGGGUUUCCUCGAGGGCCCAGCACCCAAUCUUACAAAGUCCAAAAUCAACUUCAAAGAAGCCGGAAUACCGGAAUGUGAAAAGUCCUGGGCCGUCGUCCUAGACGGCGUCUUAACCGAAGAAGAAUGCGAAACCUUGAUCAAAGGAGCCGAGGCAACAACCGACGGUAAAUGGGAGCGAGCAAUGGUGAAUGUGGGUGGUGGCAUGCAGGCCAUGUAUGAGGAUACAAGGAAGUGCGGCCGCAUCAUCUGGGACAACAAGGAGCUUAUGGACAAACUCUGGGCGAGAAUAGCACCAUCUGUACCGGAAAUCCACACUUUACAAAACUGGGUAGAAGUCACGGGAAAUGGUCCUGUGCGGCGGGGAGAGACUUGGGUACUGACUAGGCUGAACGAACGGGCAAGGUUUCUCAAGUACGUUGGUGGCGAAUACUUCAAACCUCAUUGUGAUGGCUCAUACGAGACGCCUGAUGGUACUGAGCGCUCAUACUUCACCCUGCAUUUAUACCUCAACGAUGCUGUCGGCAAAGAUGGCGAAGCACAGCUGGAAGGCGGUGCCACAACUUUCUUCAGUGGAAACAUGCGGAAGCGUGUAGACGUUGUACCAAAAGUCGGUCGGGUCCUGUUGUUCCAGCACCGUCUUAUGAUCCAUAGUGGUGACGAUGUGGUGCGUGGGCAAAAAUUCACGCUACGAACAGAUAUUAUGUAUAGAGUGACAGACAGUUCGACAGAGCGAAAAAGAUAG